UUAGAUAUUCCGCAGCAUCGAUCCAACAUCAGAGGACAAGAGAAGUAAUUUCAGUGUUCUAGAAGUCGCAGUGGCUUUACAGUGAAGUCAAACCCCUGAACACAAGAGAAGUCAGUUCAGAGGCCAAUUCUUGUUGGGAAUCUGACAAAAUUUUUACAAUGGAGGCAAAGCUCAUCAGACAUCAGAAGGUUCACAAUGCAGAGAAGCCAUAUCAGUGUUCUGAAUGUGAUAAAGCUUUUAUAUGGAAGUCACAACUUAUUUCACACGAGAGGGUUCACACCGGAGAGAAGCCGUAUCAGUGUUCUGAAUGUAACAAAGCUUUUAAAACAAAAGCACAUCUUAAUGUACACCAGAAGACUCACACUGGAGAGAGGCCGUAUCAGUGUUCUGAAUGUAACAAAUGUUUUGUAUUGAAAACACAACUUAUGAGACAUCAGAGGCUUCAUAGUGGAGAUAAGCCAUAUGAAUGUUCUGAAUGUGGCAAAACGUUUAGAGAGAAGCCAAUACUAAACGCACACCAGAGGAUUCACACUGGAGAGAAGCCAUAUCAGUGUUCUGAAUGUGGCAAAGCUUUUCAAAGAAAAACACAUCUUAAUGGACACCAGAGGAUUCACACUGGAGAGAAGCCAUAUGAAUGUUCUGAAUGUGGAAAAACAUUUAGAGAGAAGACCGUACUAAUCAGACACCAGAGGAUUCACACUGAAGAGAAGCCAUAUCAGUGUUCUCAAUGUGACAAAGCUUUUAAAACAAAAGCACAGCUUAUUGCACACCAGAGGAUUCACACUGGAGAGAAGCCAUAUCAGUGUUCUGAAUGUGAUAAAGCUUUUAAAACAAAAGCACAUCUUAUUGUACACCAGAGGAUUCACACUGGAGGGAAGCCCUAUCAGUGUUCUGAAUGUGGGAAAGCGUUUAGAGAGAAGACAUUUCUAAUCACACACCAGAGGAUUCACACUGGAGAGAAGCCAUAUCAGUGUUCUGAAUGUGACAAAUCUUUUAUAUGGAAGUCACAUCUUAUUUCACACGAGAGGAUUCACACUGGAGAGAGGCCAUAUCAGUGUUCUGAAUGUGAUAAAGCUUUCACAACAAAAGCACAGCUUAAUAGACACCAGAAGGUUCACACUGGAGAGAGGCCGUAUCAGUGUUCUGAAUGUGACAAUGCUUUCACAACAAAAGCACAUCUUAAUGUACACCAGAGGAUUCACACUGGAGAGAGGCCAUAUAAAUGUUCUGAAUGUGGCAAAUCUUUUAGAGAGAAGAUAGUACUAAUCACACACCAGUGGAUUCACACUGGAGAGAAGCCAUAUCAGUGUUCUCAAUGUGACAAAUGUUUUUUAGGGAAUACAAAACUUAUGAGACACCAGAGGGUUCACACUGGAGAGAAGUCAUAUCAGUGUUCUGAAUGUGACAAAGCUUUCACAACAAAAGCACAGCUUAAUAGACACCAGAAGGUUCACACUGGAGAGAGGCCAUAUCAGUGUUCUGAAUGUGACAAAGCUUUCACAACAAAAGCACAGCUUAAUAGACACCAGAAGGUUCACACUGGAGAGAGGCCAUAUCAGUGUUCUGAAUGUGACAAAGCUUUCACAACAAAAGCAAAUCUUGAUGUACACCAGAGGAUUCACACUGGAGAGAAGCCAUAUGAAUGUUCUGAAUGUGGCAAAGCUUUUAGAGAGAAGACACAACUAAUCACACACCAGUGGAUUCACACUGGAGAGAGGCCAUAUGAAUGUUCUGAAUGUGGCAAAGCUUUUCAAACAAAAACAUGUCUUAAUGGACACCAGAGGAUUCACACUGGAGAGAGGCCAUAUACAUGUUCUGAAUGUGGCAAAUCUUUUAGAGAGAAGACAUUACUAAUCACACACCAGAGGAUUCACACUGGAGAGAAGCCAUAUCAGUGUUCUGAAUGUGACAAAUGUUUUUUAGGGAAUACAAAACUUAUGAGACACCAGAGGGUUCACACUGGAGAGAAGCCAUAUCAGUGUUCUGAAUGUGACAAAUGUUUUUUAGGGAAUACAAAACUUAUGAGACACCAGAGGGUUCACACUGGAGAGAAGCCAUAUCAGUGUUCUGAAUGUGACAAAUGUUUUUUAGGGAAUACAAAACUUAUGAGACACCAGAGGGUUCACACUGGAGAGAAGCCAUAUCAGUGUUCUGAAUGUGACAAAUGUUUUUUAGGGAAUACAAAACUUAUGAGACACCAGAGGGUUCACACUGGAGAGAAGCCAUAUCAGUGUUCUGAAUGUGACAAAUGUUUUUUAGGGAAUACAAAACUUAUGAGACACCAGAGGGUUCACACUGGAGAGAAGCCAUAUCAGUGUUCUGAAUGUGACAAAUGUUUUUUAGGGAAUACAAAACUUAUGAGACACCAGAGGGUUCACACUGGAGAGAAGCCAUAUCAGUGUUCUGAAUGUGACAAAUGUUUUUUAGGGAAUACAAAACUUAUGAGACACCAGAGGGUUCACACUGGAGAGAAGCCAUAUCAGUGUUCUGAAUGUGACAAAUGUUUUUCAUGGAAUACACAACUUAUUGUACACCAGAGGAAUCACAGUGGAGAGAAGUCAUAUUAGUGUUCUGAAUGUAACAAAGCUUUUAGAUUGAAGUUACAACUAAGCAGACGGUUCCCACUGGAGAGAAGCCAUUUCAAUGUUCUGAUUUUUGACAAAGCUUUUAAAAUGAGCUCAAAGCUUAUCA
Nanorana parkeri is the source of this 2691-nucleotide messenger RNA. RefSeq names its product zinc finger protein 850-like. The transcript is spliced from 2 exons. Gene Ontology annotation, molecular function: DNA-binding transcription factor activity, RNA polymerase II-specific; RNA polymerase II cis-regulatory region sequence-specific DNA binding. Gene Ontology annotation, biological process: regulation of transcription by RNA polymerase II. Gene Ontology annotation, cellular component: nucleus. Lineage: Eukaryota; Metazoa; Chordata; Amphibia; Anura; Dicroglossidae. The record is from RefSeq and is a predicted model, not a curated record. Bases 159 to 2567 code for a protein of 802 amino acids.